ACCACACUCUGGCAACUCCAGUCCUCUCGCAAAUAUCGCGAGAGUUGUUGUAUUCGCGCUGACAGUGCAGUGAAACAAGUUUCCAUCCUGAUGAUUAGCAAUUUCAUAACCGUGGGUGAAUUUACAGUGAAGUAGAAAAUGGCCUCAUAUUUUGAUGAGCAUGACUGUGAGCCCACGAAUCCAGAAGAACAGUACCGACAGAACGCCCUGCUGGAGCUUGCCAGGUCUCUGAUGCAGGGUCUUGACAUAGACUCGGGUUCAUUUGAUUUGUCGGAUUGGGACCAGCGUCUCCCGCCUCCUGCAGCCAAAGCCGUGGUUCAGAGUCUUCCUGUGGUCAUCAUCUCCCCUGAACAAGCAGAUAAAGCACUGAAGUGUCCGGUGUGUUUACUGGAGUUUGAGGAGCAAGAGACUGUGAGAGAGAUGCCCUGUAAACAUCUGUUCCACACGGGAUGCAUCAUGCCUUGGCUCAGUAAGACCAAUUCAUGUCCCUUGUGUCGACUUGAACUACCCACUGACAAUCCAGACUAUGAGGAGUUCAAAAAAGACAAGGAACGGAGAAGGCAAAGAGAACACAGACUAGAGGAUCUACAUGGAGCCAUGUACACAUGACCUCAGCACCUUCAAGACUUGAAUAUGAAUUCAACUUUCAGUUUGUUGGAAGUGAGUUUACUGCACGGGGACCAUGCUUUGAAAUGAUUGCUUUUGUGUGUACUUGAAAACAAGGUUUUUAAUGUUAUCACUUUGAAGACUGCUUUGUAUGGCUAUGCACUGAGAACUGUUUGAAUGGAACUGUAACGUAGCCUUAUAGACAUUCUGAUUUCAUUAAAUGUUUUAAAUAAAGCAGUUGCUUUUU
Molecule: messenger RNA, 853 nt
Organism: Sinocyclocheilus anshuiensis
Lineage: Eukaryota; Metazoa; Chordata; Actinopteri; Cypriniformes; Cyprinidae
Gene: rnf181
Product: ring finger protein 181
Exons: 6
Coding region: 139-609 (156 amino acids)
Biological process (GO): protein ubiquitination
Cellular component (GO): cytoplasm
Molecular function (GO): ubiquitin protein ligase activity
Source: RefSeq, a predicted model, not a curated record